AUGAAUAAUUUAGUUAGAUCAUUAUCAAAGAAGUGUGUCGGAUACACUGCCAAUGCCACCACUGCAAACCCAGUAGUUUUCAAUGGUGCCAGAUCUUUUUCAUCGGUUGUUAACAACAGCUUGAACAUCAAGCAACAAAAACAACAAAACCAAUAUGAAAAUAGCAGCAGCAGCAGUGGAUUCAGAGUAUCACGUCCAUUGGCCACUACCAACAUUUUUGGUAAAUCAAAUGUUGAAAAGAUGAAUUUAUAUUUCGGACAACAACAACGUUCGUUCAGUUCCAGCAUUGAAAAGAUUAGAAACGUUGCCAUUAUUGCACAUGUCGAUCACGGUAAAACUUCACUGGUUGACCAGUUGCUCCGUCAAUCGGGAACCUUGAAGGACGAGCAAACCGAGCGUGUCAUGGACAGCAAUGCUCUGGAAAAGGAGCGUGGUAUCACCAUUAUGGCCAAGUGCACCAGUCUUUCAUAUAGCAACCACAAGUUGAAUAUCGUCGAUACACCGGGUCACGGUGAUUUCGGUGGUGAAGUCGAGCGUGUACUCUCCAUGGUCGAUGGUGUCGUCCUCUUGGUCGAUGCCACCGAAGGUCCAAUGGCCCAAACCAAAUUCGUAUUGUCCAAGGCUCUCCAAGCUGGUUUGCGUCCAAUCGUAGUCAUCAACAAGAUGGAUCGUUCCACUAUCCGUGUCGAUGAAGUCGAAAGUGAAAUCUUUGAUCUCUUUGCCACUUUGGGUGCCAACGACGACCAACUUAACUACCCAACACUCUAUGCAUCUGCUCGUCAAGGUUGGGCUGUCAAAAAUAGAAAUGAUGAUCAAAAGGGUAUUCUUCCACUUUUAGACACAAUCAUUGAUUAUGUUAAACAUCCAAAGGUUGAAGUUGAUAAACCAUUUUCAAUGUUGGUAACAAAUUUGGAAUCCGAUCCAUUCGUAGGUAGAAUCGUAACAGGAAAAGUAUAUAGUGGUAAAGUCAAGAUUGGUACUCCAUUGAGAGUCAUUACCAACACUGGACAACUUGUAGAGGAAGGAAAAGUUACAAAGAUCUUUGCCAGACGUGGUGUUGAGCGUUUGACACUCGAGGAGGGUGAAGCUGGUGAUAUCAUUGGUAUUGCCGGUUUCCCAACUGCCACUGUAACCAACACUGUCGGUGAUGCUACUGUCGCCGAACCAAUCUACGCACAACCAAUCGAUCCACCCGUACUUUCGAUGUUCUUUGAGGUCAACAACAGUCCAUUCGCCGGAAAGGAAGGUACUCAAUUGACAUCACUCAAGAUCAAGCAACGUUUAAUGAAGGAGUUAGAGUCGAAUGUAUCGAUGCAAGUACAAUUCCAAGGUGAAGGUGCAUUCGAAGUGAAGGGUCGUGGUGAGUUGCAACUCGGUAUUCUCUUGGAGAACAUGCGUCGUGAAGGUUUCGAAGUUGCAGUAUCGCAACCACGUGUAGUCUUUAAGAAGGAUCCAGAAACAGGUGCCACACUGGAGCCACAAGAAGAAGUAAUUAUCGACGUCGACGCUGAAUACUCUGGUGUCGUCAUUGAGAAGCUCUCAAAGCGUAAGGGAGACUUGAUCGAAAUGAAACAAUCCAUGGGUAAAGCUAGACUUUGUUUCAUGGUGCCAUCGAGAGGUUUGAUUGGUUUGCGUUCAGAGUUGAUCAACGAUACCAAGGGUACCGGUGUAUUCAAUCAUUUGUUCCACUCAUACAUUCCACACAAGGGACCAAUGGCCAACAUGGAAAAGGGUGCACUCAUUUCAAUGUCCGAGGGUGUUACCUCUUCUUUCGCCUUGUCCGGUCUCGAGGAUCGUGGUAUUCUCUUUGUCGGACCAGCCGUGCCAGUCUAUGGAGGUAUGAUCAUCGGUGAGAACAGCAAGCUCAACGAUCUCGACGUCAACCCAGUCAAGACUAAGCAUCUUACAAACAUGCGUACCACCGUAAAGGAAGAAGGUAUCCGUUUGUCACCACCAAAGGUAUUGAAACUCGAAGAGGCUAUCGCUUGUGUCAAGGAUGACGAACUCAUUGAAAUCACACCAAAGAGCAUUCGUUUGAGAAAGAGAGAAUUGGAUAUUGGAAAGCGUCAAAAGGCUGCUAGAGAUAAGAAGCAAUUCUAA
This is a messenger RNA of Heterostelium album PN500, 2100 nucleotides long. Its product is annotated as GTP-binding protein TypA/BipA. Gene Ontology annotation, cellular component: cytosol; ribonucleoprotein complex. Lineage: Eukaryota; Evosea; Eumycetozoa; Acytosteliales; Acytosteliaceae. The transcript has 2 exons. The record is from RefSeq and is a predicted model, not a curated record. The coding region runs from base 1 to 2100 and encodes 699 amino acids. Gene Ontology annotation, molecular function: GTP binding; GTPase activity.